AUGCUAACAACAAGUGGAUCUGCAGCAACAGGAUUAACCCUUGAUGCUAACAAUCUUUAUCAAACAACAUCUGUUAGUAUGACAGGACAAGAUUAUACUACAUCUAUGAUACCUAAUUAUACAACAUCAGCUUUAAAUUCUUAUAAUACAUAUGCCUAUCCAUAUAAUACAGCAGCAACUGCGUAUACAACACCUUAUGUUACAACAACAGGAAAUGGUGUUCAUAUGGCAACGGCUUACGGUAACUUUCAAACAGGAAAUGGUACAUUGAUCUCAGGAGUUCAACAAAAAACAACAUCAAAUAGUUUAUCUUCAUUAGAUAGUUGUACUGAUUUUGUAGUUAAUGAAAAUUCUUUUGUUACAAAACUUCCUUGUAAACCUGGUGAACAAAAUAUGACUGCAGCUGAUUUUGCUAGAAUUAAAAAAAAUGGUUAUGGUCAUGCUAAACCACCAUAUAGUUAUAUUAGUUUAAUAACAAUGGCUAUACAAAAAAGUGAAAAUAAAAUGUUAACAUUGAAUGAAAUAUAUAAUUGGAUAAUGGAUUUAUUUCCAUAUUAUAAAAAUAAUCAACAAAGAUGGCAAAAUAGUAUUAGACAUUCUUUAUCAUUUAAUGAUUGUUUUGUUAAAGUUCCCCGUACACCAGAUAAACCAGGAAAAGGAUCAUUUUGGUCACUUCAUCAUUUAUGUGGUAAUAUGUUUGAAAAUGGUUGUUAUUUAAGAAGACAAAAACGAUUUAAAUUACCAAAUCGUGAAAAAAGUUCCCGUAAAAUGCAAAGAGAAUCAUCAAAUGGUUCACAAUCGCAGACAUACUCUGAAGGUUCAGAUAAUGAAUUAAAAAAUGAAAUGUUAAAUAAUUCUGAUGAGUUACAAAAUUCAUCAAAUAUUACAGCAUCAUCAAGUCCAACAUCAACAACUGAUAUGUCAUCACUUCAUUCACGUAAUAAUAGUCCUAAUCAAAUAAUUAAACAAGAGUCAUCUUCACCAAUAAUUAAUGGAAUUAAUAAUAAUAACAAUACAACAUCAUUAGUUUCACCAACAUCAUUUAUAACAGCAACAAGUAGUCCUUCUAUUAUAACAUCAGUUGGUAAUUUACCAUCAAUGUCUGCUAGCUAUAUACCAUAUAAUGGUUCAACAUUUACAAAUAUUUAUGGUUCACAAGAUUUUACUACAAAUAUUCCAAAUCAAUCAGCUUUCACCAUUAAUACAUUAUUUGAUGGAAAAAAUCUUUUAGAUCCAUCAUCAUUUUAUACAACUGGAAAUAGUAAUCAAUUCAAUAUGUAUACUAAUCAAGGUACCGGUAAUAAUAAUAGUUAUUCUACCUAUCAAAAUACGUAUGCUACAACAUCAGGACAAAAUCUUGAACAAAGGAUUAUACCAAAUUUGGAUUGA
Molecule: messenger RNA, 1389 nt
Organism: Strongyloides ratti
Lineage: Eukaryota; Metazoa; Nematoda; Chromadorea; Rhabditida; Strongyloididae
Product: Protein fork head
Exons: 2
Coding region: 1-1389 (462 amino acids)
Biological process (GO): anatomical structure morphogenesis; regulation of transcription by RNA polymerase II; cell differentiation
Molecular function (GO): DNA-binding transcription factor activity, RNA polymerase II-specific; RNA polymerase II cis-regulatory region sequence-specific DNA binding
Source: RefSeq, a predicted model, not a curated record